CUCGGCAACGGCGGCGGCGCGCGGGCCCGGCGGGCGCCUCCCGGGCCCAGGUGAUCCCUGGGACUCCCAGCCACAGCCAUGGGGUUGUUUGACAAGCUGGCAGGAUGGCUUGGGCUGAAGAAGAAGGAGGUUCACGUCUUGUGCCUUGGCUUGGACAACAGCGGCAAAACGACGAUCAUCAAUAAACUUAAACCUUCAAAUGCUCAAACACAGGACAUCGUUCCAACAAUAGGAUUCAGUAUAGAGAAAUUCAAAACUUCAAGUUUGUCUUUCACAGUGUUUGAUAUGUCAGGCCAAGGGAAAUACAGAGACCUCUGGGAGCACUACUACAAAGAAGGACAAGCCAUUAUUUUUGUCAUUGACAGCAGUGACAAAUUAAGAAUGGUUGUGGCCAAAGAAGAACUUGACACCCUUCUGAAUCAUCCAGACAUUAAGCACCGCCGGCUGCCUAUUCUCUUCUUUGCUAACAAGAUGGACCUCAGGGAUGCAGUGUCAUCUGUGAAAGUGUCUCAGUUGCUAUCCUUAGAAAACAUCAAAGACAAGCCCUGGCACAUCUGUGCCAGUGAUGCUCUUAAAGGAGAAGGAUUACAAGAAGGUGUGGAUUGGCUCCAAGGUCAGAUGCAAGCAAUGAAGACAUGAGAGAUAAAUAGAGGAUCUAUGGGGUUCUUUUACACCCUUUGUCAGUAGGUGAAGAACGAGUUCCUUGGAAAGGAAGAAUGAUUUGAGGAAGAUGAACAGUUCAGCUAAAAUAUCCUGUAUUGACUUUUUUCAGUUUAGUGUCUCUUCCAGGAAAACUGAAUGUAGACAACCUAGCACCUCAGGUAUGCACACUGAUGAAUUAAAUUUAAUCUUGUGACUGGAGAGCAUAUACAGAAAAAAUAUUUGUGUUAACAAUAAACAUCUGCAUUCAUUUGAGGUUUAGGUGAUAAUUAGCCAUCAGUAAAUGCCCCUCUGUUUUUUGGGGGACGCAUUUUGAGCAAAUGGAAAUAUUUAUUUUCCAGAGAGAGAAUAAUCAGCACUUCCUGAAAUCCAUCUACAUAAGAUAUCUACUGAUUUUAGAUGCCCAGUUUUAGGCAUUACCGCCAUUUUUUUAUAUUAAAGUUUGAUGUUGGGUUUUUAUUAUCCAUCUCUAAUAUACUUCUAUAAGAGUAUUUUAUUAAAGAUAUAAGGAUUCAAAUGUUCAGUGUAUUUGUUACAGAUGAUUGCAGAUGUUUUUAAGAAAUUGCUUUUAAUGAAAUGUUACUAAUUGUUUUUGUGAUUAUGCCAUGGUUAUAUUUGCAUUCCCAUCAAUAAAACUUCAAAUAUAUGACAUGCCCUGAUUGGGUUUUUUAACUUCAGUAUACUCAUUAAUGGUCUUUAUAUCGUAGAGAUUUUUGGGGUUUUAUUUUUAUUUGUUUCAUUUGGAAUGUGUUUAUCCAUAUUCAAGUGGGUAUAGCACUGUAUAUGUAAUAAAAUGGUAUCUCUGUUGCCAAGGGGUUUUUUUUAUUAAUUGCAUGUAUUUUUUACACUACCUAAUCCACUAGACCUCUCUUCCAGAUACUUAAGGAGCAUAUGAAUCACAGGAUGGGUCAGACUGGAAGGGACCAGAGUGGGGUCAUCUGGCCCCAGCUCCCUGCUCAGGCAGGACCAUCCCAGAGCACAUGGCACAGCAUUGCAUCCAGGAGGUUCUGGAAUGUUCUCAGUGAGGGGGACUCCACAGCCUCUCUGGACAAUCUGUUCCAGUGCAUGGUCACUGCACAGGAAAGUUCUUUUCAUGUCCAGGUGGAACUUUCUGUGCAUCAGUUUCUUGCAAGUUGUUCGAAAACACAGUUAAGGGACAGCUCACUGGUUUACUAGUCAUUAUUAUGAAAUAUGUUAUAUACUUCUGUUGUGUAUAAAGACUGUUUUACUUUCAAAAAUCUAUUUAAUAAACUUUCUGGCUCCAAAGAUGUACCAUAGGUAACAAAUUAAGAAUUUUAUUUUUGUU
Molecule: messenger RNA, 1966 nt
Organism: Passer montanus (Eurasian tree sparrow)
Lineage: Eukaryota; Metazoa; Chordata; Aves; Passeriformes; Passeridae
Gene: ARL6
Product: ADP ribosylation factor like GTPase 6
Exons: 8
Coding region: 79-639 (186 amino acids)
Biological process (GO): protein localization to cilium; vesicle-mediated transport; intracellular protein transport
Cellular component (GO): cytoplasm; axoneme
Molecular function (GO): GTPase activity; GTP binding
Source: RefSeq, a predicted model, not a curated record